Messenger RNA from Vitis riparia (riverbank grape), 1452 nucleotides. Its product is annotated as target of rapamycin complex subunit LST8. Lineage: Eukaryota; Viridiplantae; Streptophyta; Magnoliopsida; Vitales; Vitaceae. The record is from RefSeq and is a predicted model, not a curated record. The transcript has 12 exons. Gene Ontology annotation, biological process: regulation of actin cytoskeleton organization; TOR signaling. Gene Ontology annotation, molecular function: protein binding. The coding region runs from base 228 to 1178 and encodes 316 amino acids. Gene Ontology annotation, cellular component: TORC1 complex; TORC2 complex.
GGAGAAAUUGAACAGCUGGCAGAAUGAGUAACGGCUCCGUUGUCUGUUAGGGCAAAAAGAAAUGCCUCUCUUUCUCUGCAACUCCCAAACCCUUCCAAACCCUAAUUCCUACCACUCUUCCAACUAUCAGGAUUAUUCAAGUCUUCUCAGCGAUCAAGCGGAGGGUUUGCUACUGUUCUGUAUGAUCGUCUCGCGAUGAAAAUUUGAUUGCCUUUAAGGCGAUCAAGAUGACACAACCAUCGGUGAUCCUUGCAACGGCUAGCUAUGAUCAUACAAUUCGGUUUUGGGAGGCCAAAAGUGGGAGGUGCUACCGAACUAUUCAGUAUCCUGAUUCGCAAGUUAAUCGACUUGAAAUAACCCCAGAUAAGAGACAGCUGGCUGCAGCUGGAAAUCCUCAUAUUCGACUGUUUGAUGUGAAUUCAAGUACCACACAACCUGCAAGGAGCUUCGAUUCGCAUACCAACAAUGUUAUGGCAGUUGGAUUUCAGUGUGAUGGAAAAUGGAUGUACUCAGGUUCUGAAGAUGGCACAGUUAAGAUUUGGGAUAUGAGGGCUCGGGAAUGUCAAAGGGAAUAUGAAAGCCGUGCAGCUGUAAACACGGUUGUUCUGCACCCAAAUCAGACUGAACUGAUAUCUGGUGACCAAAAUGGCAAUAUACGUGUGUGGGAUUUGACAGCCAAUUCAUGCAGCUGCGAAUUGGUACCAGAAGUGGAUACUGCUGUAAGGUCUUUAACUGUGAUGUGGGAUGGCAGCUUGGUUGUUGCUGCAAAUAAUCAUGGAACAUGUUAUGUUUGGCGCUUGUUACGAGGGAACCAGACUAUGACCAACUUUGAGCCACUUCACAAGCUACAAGCACAUGAUGGAUACAUUCUUAAAUGUCUCCUUUCACCUGAGUUUUGUGAGCCCCACAGAUAUCUGGCCACAGCAUCUUCUGACCAUACUGUGAAAAUUUGGAAUGUAGAUGGUUUCACUUUAGAAAAGACCUUAGUAGGACAUCAGCGCUGGGUGUGGGACUGUGUUUUCUCUGUGGAUGGUGCCUAUCUUAUCACAGCUUCUUCUGAUACAACAGCAAGACUUUGGUCCAUGUCAAACGGCCAAGACAUCAAAGUCUAUCAAGGACAUCACAAAGCAACUGUUUGUUGUGCUCUUCAUGAUGGAGCUGAGCCCUCUGCUGCCUGAAUCUGGAAUUGUGUGUGGGGUUCACCUUGCUUGUGCCAUUGAGGUUGUGUAUGGAUGUUUCCAUUGUCAUUUCAUCUUUAAGAGAAACAAAUCUUAGCUUUUUGGACAUGGAUGCCUAGUAAACUUUCUCAGUUUACAUCAGCUUUUGCAUCUCUUAUAAAAGAAAAAAAAUUGCUGUUUAAGGCAUAUAUGCUUUGAUUGUAUCCCUAAUUUCGAUUUUUCUUUUGUAGCAUGAUGCCCCAAUUCCAGCAUUUCAAUUUAAAUUCUCCCUUCA